GUCCGAGGCCGACAAGUUCAGUCAGAUGGUCAUAUCUGAAGCCAAAAGGCUGGAAGGGCUGGAAGGCUCUUUACGAGAAUCAUAUGCUGGCUUGAGGAAAGCUAAGAAAAGCAUGGGAGGUAUUUUCAAUGCGAGGGAUAAGUACAAGCAAGCUGUGAUACGAGUUGCGAUUACCGAAAACCGGCUGCAAAAGGCUGUUAUCGACCUCAACGUGGUGAAAAAGCAAAACAAGCUUCUCCAGGCAAAGAUGCAGGAGCUCAGUGAGGAGAAAGAGUUUUAUGAAAACGUGCGUAAGAACAUGGAGGCAGAAGUUGCAGUUAUGGAGGUUGCGAUCGAGGAAUGCAUAAAGCAAAGCAAUCUCUUUUACGAGGAGAGAAACGACUUUGAGGAGCGGAUCACAGAUAUCCACGAGAUCGAGGCGGACAUGCGAGCCUACGAUUUGUGGAGAGAAACUGAAGGAUGGGCUAUAAUGGAUCCAGAGCCUUUGUCGAAAGUGGUCAACCCAGCGGAUCAAUUUGUGACUGGCCAGAGGGGUAAACCACCAAAGGAAUGCAGCGAAGAACAGAGGAUUUGGAUCGAGCUUAAGGCCCUGGCAAACAUCAUGGAUGUACUCGGUAUCGACGAUCCCAACGAAGUUGUCAACUCUGUUAAACAAGCUCAGCGGCAGAAUAGUGAGUUUUAUGAUCUAGUGAACCAGCUCCUCCAGGUGGUGAAUGAGGUCGAUGGCAAGCUAGAACAAACCCAGGUGAAGAUCAACGUGAACCAGACGUCACGCACGGCAUUGAUAAACCGCAAAGUCGACAUGGAAUCAACACUGGAGGGGAUUCUCGACCUGUUGAAGGACCUUAAUCUCGACGACGAGGAGCUUCUUCCGAUUAUAAGGGAGAUGAGGAAGCAGCUUGGAGCUGUGUUCAAAGAAGCUGGAUGCAAUGUGGAGGACGAAGAAAUGGAUUACUCGCAAGACUCGGUGGCGACGGUCACGUACAAAUCGGGUAGAGCACAGCCGCUGGAAGUUGCGAUCGUCGAGUUCUUCGUCACCAUCGAGCAUUUCAUCGAUCAGUUGUCAGGAACUCUGCGUUAAAAUUAAUGCUCUCGCCAAAGACUUUCUUAACUUGCAGUGUUGGACCAACAAAGAUUUCAUUACCGUGA
This is a messenger RNA of Selaginella moellendorffii, 1149 nucleotides long. Its product is annotated as outer dynein arm protein 1-like. The record is from RefSeq and is a predicted model, not a curated record. Bases 26 to 1081 code for a protein of 351 amino acids. NCBI's taxonomy places the organism in Eukaryota, Viridiplantae, Streptophyta, Lycopodiopsida, Selaginellales, Selaginellaceae. The transcript is spliced from 6 exons.